Molecule: messenger RNA, 1380 nt
Organism: Aspergillus ibericus CBS 121593
Lineage: Eukaryota; Fungi; Ascomycota; Eurotiomycetes; Eurotiales; Aspergillaceae
Product: CobW family GTP-binding protein
Exons: 6
Coding region: 54-1241 (395 amino acids)
Cellular component (GO): cytoplasm
Source: RefSeq, a predicted model, not a curated record
CUCCGCAUCCCCUCUUGCUACCCUUGAACUCAUACUUUUUGUCAAGUGUCAACAUGGACGACGAAGAUGCCCCACCCCAGCUGGUCGAUGUCUCCACCGCCCCCGACCUUGCGCCAUCGACGUCAGUGGACACGCCGGCUCAGAGCCGCGUGCCCAUCACGCUUGUGACUGGCUAUCUCGGAGCCGGCAAGACCACGCUGUUGAACUAUAUCCUCACCGAAAAGCAUGGCAAGAAGAUUGCCGUGAUCAUGAACGAAUUCGGAGACUCAACCGACAUCGAGAAGCCCCUAACCGUCAACCAAGACGGUCAAGAAGUGACCGAAUGGAUGGAAGUCGGCAACGGCUGCAUCUGCUGCUCCGUCAAAGACAACGGCGUCAUGGCCAUCGAAUCCCUCAUGGAACGCCGCGGCGCAUUCGACUACAUCCUGCUUGAAACCACCGGUCUCGCCGACCCCGGCAACAUCGCCCCGGUCUUCUGGGUCGACGACAACCUCGGCAGCAGCAUCUACCUCGACGGUAUCGUAACGCUCGUCGACGCCAAAAACAUCCUCCAUCUCUUGGACGAGCCCACCCUGGAAGAAACCGUCUCCAGCCAUGGAGCCGACGCUGACGCUGACACUGACUCGCACUCGCACUCGCACUCCGGCCCCGUCCUCUCCAUGGCCCACAUGCAAAUCUCCCACGCCGACGUAAUCAUCCUCAACAAAGCCGACCUCGUCACGCAGGACGAACUCGCCCGUGUCAAAGACCGCGUCACAGCCAUCAACAACGCCGCCAAAAUCCACAUCACAGACCACAGCAAGACCCCAAAGAUCGAAGGCGUAGUGCUCGAUCUGCACGCAUACGAUCAUCUCGAUAGUCUCGAUUUCGCUCAAAAAGGUCAUAGUCAUCUUGAUCCGGCCAUCUCCACCAUCGCAAUCACCACCCCACCCAUCACCCCCUCCCAAGUCACCCACAUCGACACCUGGCUCCAAUCCGUCCUCUGGGACUCCAUCAUGCCCCUCGCAUCGGAAGUAUCCGGGCCCAGCAGCUUCGACAUCCACCGCCUAAAAGGCAUCCUGGUGCUGAAUGACGGAUCAACCAAGAUUAUCCAAGCGGUACGAGACGUGUUCGAAAUCCGGGAUUCAGAACCCGCCCAGGAUGCAAAGACGCAGUGUAAGGUUGUUUUGAUUGGACGGGGGCUGGGCGGGGAUGCGGGGCCGUGGCAGAGGAGUUUUGAGGAGGUUUUGGUGCGUGGAUAGAUGGGGUUGUUAUGAUUGUGAUGAUGUUGAUGACGAUGAUGAUGAAUGAUGAAGAGGAGAAGAUGGAAAGUACGGUGAUGUAAAAUUAAAUGAGAAACUAGAGGAUAUUCUAAACCUAAUCGAGGCUGAACGUGUAGGG